Pelobates cultripes (western spadefoot toad) is the source of this 3919-nucleotide messenger RNA. NCBI's taxonomy places the organism in Eukaryota, Metazoa, Chordata, Amphibia, Anura, Pelobatidae. The record is from the annotation of a GenBank genome assembly.
AUGUCGGAUACUAUAUCCCACUUCAUCACUAACGCCAUAAUGGCGUCUAACUGUAACCCUGAGGUGUCCCGCCCUAAGGCCUCUGAAAAUAAGCCAAUAGCACAGGGCGGCCGUAAAGCCACCGCAAAGACCCACCAUGUGGGUGUGCAUGCUUCCAAAACUGAUUUUACGGACAGGUUGCAUCCUGUCAAUAUUGAGGUCGUGGGGCCCCCACGAAAAAGAGCCACCCGCCAAGCAAAAGCGGCACAGACAUGGAAAAGGGCAAAAGCCUUAACAGACUCGUCCGACUCGGAUUCGGAGGAGGUAUUGGAUGAGUCCGACGAGAUCGGCUUCAAUGAAUCAGAGGUUUCCUCCCCGUGCCAGAGCCCAACACGCAAAGCAAGCAUAACCACUGUAGAGAGCGCGGAUACAUACGCUAUCCUUUGCAGAACCCGAGGUCGGCAGAAUGGUUCCCGACCAAACAUGUAGCACGCUAUAUAGCGGCCAGGAUCAGGAAAUCCCUGGAUAAGGCCACAAGGAACAAACUUAGGGCGGAAUGCCCGCGCCCUACGUCCCCGACAUGGCUUGCACCACGCCGGACAUAGACCCCAAAGUGGCCCAAUAUUUGGGGAAAUCUGGCUGGAAGGCAAAAAAGGGGCUUGACUACUCCUUAUGCCACUGGCAGGACAAGGUGUUAGGCCCCAGUGCAAAAAUCUUUGAAAUGUCGAAGCAGCCUUAACCGAUGGGACCCCAAUUGACCUUCUGGCCAUUAGAGGUUGGGUCCAACGCUCCAUAUGCCUUAUUGGCAAUGCAAAUGCAGCUCUAGCUACGGAGCGAAGAAAGGCCACCCUCAUGAAAAUUGUACCUUAACCUGGUGAAUAUGGCCAUAUCUGAGCCUGGGCCACAGGCAAAAGGAUUUCUCUUCGGAGAUAACUUCGUAAAGGAAUUGGGCAUUGGGCAACUACGUCAAUACCUUUACGGCGUUAGACAAGGCACAAACAAACUUAAAAAGAGUGUUCUCCCCAAAAAUUUUUGGUGGGGCCGGCAGACACAGGGGCCAUCUGUCCGGCCGCUCUUCCCGAGGUUCAUACCAGGGAUACCGAGGCCCUGCCACACCUAGAUUUCAGCCUCCAGAGAACAAGCCCCCUUCAUCCUUCUUCCCGGUCAGGGGCAGAUCGUGGCAGUCACGAGGGACCAGGAGCAUCUCGUAUGGUCGACGGCCUUAUGAUAAGUGUCCUAUCACCCCCUUCCCCGUGUAUGUCUAUAGUGGGGGGCAGACUGUCUCACUUUGUAGAAGCCUGGCGCACACUAACGACAGAUGUUUGGGUCCUACACACAAUCUUAGGUUACCAAAUCGAAUUUAUACAACACUCUGUCCAAACCUCCAGACCACAUCGGAUAGCCUUCUCCACACACGACAGGACCCUGGUAAGCAAGGAAAUCCUUGCGCUGCACAAGAAGGGCGCGAUCUAUCAGGUCCCGCCAUAUUCUCACGGCUUCGAGAGCAACCUCUUUCUAGUGCCCAAGAAAAGCGCGGGGGGGUUCGACCGGUCAUCAACCUACGCCCCCUAAACGCAUUUGUGCGAUACCACCAUUUCAAAAUGGAGGGGAUCCAUUGCCUUCGGGACCUCCUCAGAUUGGAGGACUGCAUGGUCAAACUAGACCUACAAGACGCCUACCUUACAAUCCCCAUUGCCAAAGACUGUCAACACCUUCUCCAAUUCCAAUGGGAGGGGACGACGUGUAGAUUCCAAGCCCUCCCCUUUGGACUAUCAUCGGCCCUGUGGUGCUUCACCAAACUGCUGAAGCCCGUGGUGGCUCUCCUACGCAGCAGAGGUGUACGGAUGAUCAUAUAUCUGGACGAUAUGCUGAUCAUGGCACACGACACCCAACUUUUUCGACAACACCUCUCCUGGGCACUGGCCCUCCUACAAAAUUUGGGAUUUUUAAUCAAUUGGAAAAAGUCAAUAUUGACUCCAUCCCAGACCAUGGAAUUCCUGGGAUUCAACAUAGACGCGACAAAAGGAACACUCAGCCUACCGACCAUGAAGGUCAAGAGCAUCCACAGGACAUUGGCACACCCAAUAUUAACCUUACGGCAAUUGGCCAGGAUAAUCGCCUCCUCUCAGCCUCCAUCCAGGCAAUUUUCCCGGGACCCCUCCACUGCAGGGCCCUUCAAAGGCCACACAUUUACGCUUGGGGCACUCAUACUCCGACUCCGUUCCUCUCGACCACGAAGCCAAACAGGAACUCACGUGGUGGCUCCAGCACAUGGAAGCAUGGAACGGCAGAGCAAUCUUCGGAUCCGCACUGGACUUCAUCAUAGAGUCCGAUACGAGUACACACAGUUGGGGAGCGCGCUGCGGGCCUAUCUCCACUGGAGAAAUAUGCUCAUUCUCAUAAAAAGAACUGCACAUCAACGGCCUGGAACUCAUGGCAGGUUCCUUUGCCCUGAAGAGCCUCCUCUGAGCCACGACCAACUGCUCAAUCGUUCUACGAAUGGACAAUAUUUCGGCAGUCCGCUACAUCAACCACCUGGGUGGCACGAGAUCACGGAUCCUUAUGGAACUGGCCAAAGAGUUUUGGCAAUACUGCCUGGAUCGCAAUAUUUCGGUCCAGGCGGAAUAUAUUCCUGGCCUGUCCAAUAUAGUAGCGGAUUGGAACUCCAGACAUCUGCGAGAUGCCAGCGAUUGGCGACUGGACUGCAACACAUUCCUACAACUUCAAACGCUCUGGGGUCCGAUGUCCAUCGACCUUUAUGCAUCUCGUCUGAACUUCCAGUUACCAACGUUCUUCAGCUGGAGACCAGACCCAGACGCUUUAGCAAUGGAUGCCUUUCUCCAGCACUGGCCGAGGGAUCGUUUAUAUGCAUUUCCACCUUUCGCCCUCAUGGCACGGACACUAGUGCAUCUCAAACGAAACCGGACAUCAUUGGUCCUCAUAACUCCUUUCUGGACUGCUCAACCUUGGUUUCCAUCCCUCAUGGAGAUGUCCAUCAACCUUCCGAGAUUGCUUCCCUAUGUCUCACACCUUUUACUGGAUCCAGAAGGCAACCCACACCCCAUCUAAUUCAGGGGAACCUCAGACUUUUGGCAUGGCUCCUCUUCGGGGACUCUGGGGUAUACCAGAUGUUCCACAGGACACUCUCGACCUACUGGCAGGAGCAUGGGCACCUGGAACGAGACGAUCAUACCAAUAUGCCUGGAAUGGCUGGAGUAGUUGGUGCAUGGAACAACAGGUGGAUCCCGUACAGGCUCCUGUGAAUUACCUAUUACGUUUCCUUACCAAUCUAUAUAACCAAGGUUUGGCUUACCGUACCAUUAACGUCUACAGAUCAGCAAUCUAUGCCGUGGAUACAUCUAUGUAUGGUGCUCACUAUACUAGAGGGGCCAUGGCUUCAAUGGUUUUCAAUUUGGGCUGCAGAUUAGAAGACCUUCUUAGAACUGCAGAUUGGACCCGUGAAUCUAUGUUUAAAGAACACUAUUUUAGACCAACAGAACAUGUUUCCUCUAUGGUUAUAUCACAGCUUUGAACUAGCCUAAUAAGGGCCUCCAGAUUUUACUAAUUACAUGACGUAAAGUCAUGAUUUUAUUAAGGACACGGAGGCGAGUAUUAGCCCACCCAGAUAUGGUAUGUUUGGACCUUUUUUGUAUCCCAACCCAGGUACGUAAUAAGUGUUCAUAGUACAUGGAGGAGUUUGCUAUUUAAUGCUUGACUCGUAAAAAUCUUCAACAGGUACCUAAUAUAGGUAUUAUUUAGACAGGUAAAUGUUUAUACUGGUGAUGGUUUAAUACUACGAUAAUAUGAAAAUAGUUGGGGGAACAUAUUUUACCACUUGUUUCUCUCUGUCCCCUUCUAGCCUAAAAGUUAUGACACCCCUGCAACAUCGACAUCUUCCACAGUUCGAGAGGAUCAGUUCGGAAGAUCUGGCUCUCUAUAG